AUGGUUAGAAGCACUGAUAGGAAAAGGCUUAUCAAAGAGGACAUUCCUGCGAGAAGGCCCUUUACUGAUAUAACGAACCAAGACCGCACUGUUAAAAGAAAGAGAAGAGAAACUAGAGAUAAGUCCAGAACCAAAAACACCAGAAUAGAGAAUGCUGAGCUGAAAGAAUAUUCUCGAAACUUAUUCGAAGAGGAAUUUAUUCAUGGUGGGAUCACAACUGGCAUUGUCUAUGAUGAGAAUUGUGAGGAAACUAGGUUUCAAGAAUGUGGUGAUACUCUUUUCGAUUCAGACAACUCAAAUGAUGAUUAUGUCGAUCCUAUUUCGGAAGACAGCAGUAGCGGCGAAUCAGACAUAGAAAAUUCCAACUGCAAUCUUCCCCAACGUAAAAAGAGAACAAGUCAUGCUUCCAGAUAUGUCAUACCAGAAGAAUAUGCCACACUUGGUGCUCCUUCAAGGAUAUGCAGUCAUUGCAAUGCGCAAAUGUGGCACGAGGAACGUGUCAACAAAUGUGUUACAAAAGGCAAACCUCUGUUCUCUAUUUGCUGUCGUAGAGGUGAAGUUAAAUUACCAGAACCAGAGGCCACUCCAAACUACUUGCUAAAUCUCUAUAGGGAUGAUGUUAGAGGUUCUAAAUUUGAAAGAAGCAUAAGGCUUUACAAUGCUAUGUUUGCGUUUACCUCUGCUGGUGGAAAUGUUGAUCAUUCGAUAAACAGGGGUAGGGGUCCAUAUAUAUAUACCGCUUGAAUGGUCAAAAUCACCAUGUUUUUGGCUCCCUAAUACCUGAUGAUGGGGACACUCCAAAAUUUUGUCAGCUUUAUAUAUAUGAUGCUGCCAAUGAAGUUAACAACCGUUUGCGUUGGGUCAAGGUCUCUGAUGAACAACCUGUGGAUGUGGAAAUUGUUCAAGGUUUGAUGCAGAUGCUCGAUGACACUAAUGAACUGGUGGAUAAAUUCCGCAUUGCCCGCGAUCGUUGGGAGAACAAUGAUAUUUGUGAUUUAAAAGUGGAGCUCAAAAUAUGUCGUGCACAGAACGGGCGGGAGAACCAUAUAUCUGCCUCUGAUGAGGUUGCAGGCAUAAUGGUUGGUUCUAGCUCGAAUACUACUCCAGACCGUGAUAUAAUAAUUGAGGCCAAGUCUGGGAAACUGCAACGUGUUUCGUACAUACAUCCGAAGUUUAUGGCACUGCAAUAUCCACUUUUAUUUCCUAAUGGUGAGGAUGGAUACCAUGAUAAAAUUCCUUUCCAGAGUGCUGAUAUGUCUAACUUGAAAG
Messenger RNA from Daucus carota subsp. sativus, 1269 nucleotides. RefSeq lists its product as uncharacterized. The transcript has 4 exons. The record is from RefSeq and is a predicted model, not a curated record. The coding region runs from base 1 to 744 and encodes 247 amino acids. NCBI's taxonomy places the organism in Eukaryota, Viridiplantae, Streptophyta, Magnoliopsida, Apiales, Apiaceae.